Molecule: messenger RNA, 4340 nt
Organism: Cololabis saira (Pacific saury)
Lineage: Eukaryota; Metazoa; Chordata; Actinopteri; Beloniformes; Belonidae
Gene: arhgap45b
Product: Rho GTPase activating protein 45b
Exons: 24
Coding region: 249-3920 (1223 amino acids)
Biological process (GO): activation of GTPase activity; signal transduction
Cellular component (GO): membrane
Molecular function (GO): GTPase activator activity
Source: RefSeq, a predicted model, not a curated record
CGGCACCUGUUAGAGCGAAACUCCUCAAAAACAGUCAUUAUGAUGCGGUGCCUCUGGGCCAGAGAUGCAGAUGGGAGUCUGAUCGCACAUUGACGCCCAGCAGUGGACAGGAAGUACAUGUACGCCUCCUGCGGGUCUCUCCCCACCAGUGGUGUCGGGCUAGUAGUGUGUGUGUUUUGGUGGCGGCUUUCAGAAGUUGACUUUUUAUUGUAGUCAGAAUGGGGAGCGAGCUGUAGCGGGGCAGGAGAAUGCUGAAACGUGGUGGUAAGUGUAGCUACAACCCUUACGCCACGAGUCAAAGAGUUAGGAAAGCAGAGGGCAAAGGCAAGGACGGGCUGGACAUCCUGCCCAACAAGCACACCAUAUGGCUUAAGCAGCUGUCCAUACUGCAAGAGCAGCCUCGGAAGGAUGCGGGCGACACCAGCCUCUCUUCCUCGUCCUUCUCCUCCUCUUCCACACUUACCCCGACCUCAGCGGGGCACCAGGACCUCUCCCCGUCAUGCCCGGGCACCCCGAGCACUCAGCACGGCAAGCUGCAGGGAGUGGGCUGCGCGUCCCCCGUGUCCACCCUGAAGAGGCCGACCACGCUCAGCCGCCACAGCAGUGCUGCAGGCUUCCCGCUCCCAUCGUGGGUCCACACGAGGGGCCAGGGAAAGGGGGCCCUGACCCCGUCUCCUCAGCCCGAGAGUCCGGACAGCGCGGCCAUCGAGGUGGAGGACAUCCCGGCCCUGCUGAGGGACGUGGCGCGCUUCGCGGAGGCCGUGGAGAAGCUGAAGGAUGUCGUGUUGACUGAGGGUAAGGAAAGCCAGCGGCCCGUGGCCCACGAGUGUCUGGGAGAGGUUCUGCGUGUUCUCCGUCAGGUCAUCAACACAUACCCUCUGCUGAACACCGUGGAGAUCCUCACCGCUGCCGGCAAACUCAUAUCCAAGGUUAAAGGUUUCCACUAUGAGGCGAGUAAUGAGGCUGAUAAGAAAGACUUUGAGAAAGCAAUUGAAACAAUUGCAGUGGCUUUUAGCAGCAACGUGUCUGAACUGCUGAUGGGAGAGGUGGACAGCAGCACGCUGCUCUCCCUGCUGCCCACAGAGAAGAGCAGGUCUAUGGAGAACUUGUACACCUCACCAGGCCAGGGAACAGAUGGACACUUCAGGAGCGACCUGCAGGACACGGGCAGAGUGGAGGAAGUGGACGUGGUCCUGCAGCGCAGUGAGGGAGGGGUGGACUCGGCUCUGCUUUAUGCCAAGAUGAUUUCCAAGUACAUGAAGGACCUGAUGAGCUACGUGGAAAAGAGAACUUCACUGGAAACUGAAUUCUCAAAAGGCCUUCAGAGAUUAUAUCAGUCCUGCAAGCACAGCAUAACACAUCCCCACAUGCCCCUCUUCUCCAUCUACUCUCUGGCUCUGGAGCAGGACCAGGAGCAGAGCGUGGGGCUGCAGCAGGCCAACACCACCCUGCACAACCAGACCUUCAUCCAGCCUCUGAUGCAGCGCACCAAGGAGCACGAGAAGAAACGGAAGGAGAUAAAGGAGCAUUGGACUCGAGCUAAGAGAAAACUGAUGGAGUGUGAGUCAAACCUGCGCAAGGCCAAGCAAGGCUACAUGGUCCGCCGUGAGGAGUAUGACAAGGCUAUGUCAGCGACCUGCAAAGCGGAGGAGGAGGGAGGGGGCUCUACCGCUAAGUCUGUAGAGAAGAAGAAACGGCUGGAGGAAGAGGCUCGCAACAAGGCAGACGAGGCGGAGGCCACCUACCGUACAUGUAUAGCAGAUGCCACCACUCAGCAGCUGGACCUGGAACACACAAAGGUCACAGUGCUGAGGCAGCUGCAGGACAUCGUCAAGCAGAGCGAUCAGACCCUGCGCUCGGCCACCAUCUCCUACUACCAGCUCAUGCACAUGCAGACCGUGGCCUUGCCGGUCCACUACCAGACGCUGUGUGAGAGCAGUAAACUGUACGACCCCGGCCAGCAGUACGCAGCCCACGUGCGAGACCUACAGCUCCCCGAGCAGCCCAAUGUCCACUACUCAUUUGAGUCGUACUCCCCCGUCAGUGCGUCGUCACACCAUGGCCACAGACUGAGAAAUGACAGUUUCAACACUGACACGGUUCAGACAGACUGUCCUACUAUCAGCGUGGAUUCAGCAGCUGCAGACGCAGAGGUUCAGCGCAAGAGACAGGGCCACAAGUCAUGGGGUUCAACAGUAAGCAACGACAGCGUUGGAGGAGAGGGAGGGCUGGAUUCUCCCACUGCAAGCACGGGUGAUGUCACGAAAAUGGCUCGGACGUCAUCAACGGGUACGAUGUCAUCCGAUGACGAUGUGGACGAGAAGGACGGGAAUGUGUCCUCUUUUGAAAGUCCAAAUAUAAACGGCAUGGAUCCAGACGUGGUGGUUUCCACCAGACCUUUCCGGAACGUCGGCUUGUCCAAAGCAGCACAAACUCACCGACUCAGGAAGCUGCGGACUCCUUCCAAGUGUCGCGAGUGUGACAGUUACGUUUACUUCCAAGGGGCCGAGUGUGAAGAGUGUUUCCUGGCGUGUCACAAGCGCUGUCUCGAGACUCUGGCUAUCCAGUGUGGUCAUAAGAAGCUGCAGGGGCGUCUUCAGCUGUUCGGCAGGGAGUUUUCUCAGGUAGCCUGUGCCAGCGACAGCAUACCCUUCAUCAUCACCAAGUGCAUCACGGAAAUAGAAAGACGUGCACUCAAGAUGAAGGGAAUCUACAGGGUGAACGGGGUGAAGACUCGAGUGGAAAAGCUGUGUCAGGCCUUUGAGAACGGGAAGGAACUGGUGGAGUUGUCUCAGUGUUCCCCGCACGACAUCAGCAACGUCCUCAAGCUCUACCUCAGACAGCUGCCAGAGCCCAUCAUGCUUUUCCAUCUGUACAACAGACUGAUGGGUCUGGCCAAGGAAAGCCUCCAGAGCGAGGGAGACGGGGCGGAGGGAGAGGAGGCUGAGUCUGGCGGGACUAGCCUGGGGGUGAGCAGGGGGCCUGAGCUCGUGGACCGGGGCCCCGACACCGACCGAGAAGUCCUGGUCUUGGUGGACAGUCUGAGGGACCUCGUGAAGGACCUGCCCAAAGCUAAUUUGGCCACGCUGCGCUACAUCGCUCGCCACCUUCGAAGGAUUGCAGAGCUGGAGGAAGAUAACAAGAUGAGUCCUAGUAAUUUGGGGAUUGUCUUUGGGCCAUCCCUAAUGCGCCCUCGUCCGACGGGGGCCACGAUAUCUCUGUCCUCUCUGGUGGAUUACCCUCACCAGGCCCGCAUCGUGGAGGCCUUCAUAGUCUUCUAUUCAUCCAUCUUCCAGUCAAAAACCUCUCAGUCCAACAAAACUUCCCGCUCCGCUUCCAGCACCACUCCGAAGGAAAGUGUUGAAUGUGAGAAGAUGGAGGGCUCUGGUGAUGCAGAAGAGGAUGACAGCAAAGAAGAGAACAAGCCAGACUCUGACAAGCUGGAGGAGGGAUGUGGAAGUUCUUUGGGGUCACUGGGCUCCAGCGAGCAGCUCCGAGACUCUGACUCUGAUGACAGUGUGCAGAGGAGCCGCGGCCUGAUGAAGCAGGAGAGCGAGGUGAGCAUGGACGAGGACCAGUUGAGCUACAGGGACAGUCUGGACCUGUCCACUCAAUCUGCCAUGAACCCAGACCCGGAGCAGGAUGUGGAUCAGGACGACAACCCAGAAGAAGCAGAGCCACCGGCUCUACCAGAGAGCGGCCCUCCCGAUGAGACGGCCGCCUCGCAGGAUCUGACUGUCUCUCAGGCUGAGCUCAACGUGAACCAGUCCAACAACAACCAGCUGAACAACAACAACCAGCCGCACAACAACCAGCCGCACUCCCCCAUGCCGAGCUUGCUGGGGCUUCCACUGACACGUCUGUGCAGAAAGAAAUUACCCCUGACGCGGAACCGGGACAGCGAGGCCGACUUUGUCUGAUGUCACAAUCUUUGCAUACAAGCUGUCAGAGAGGCAGAGGCGGGUGGUUCUAGACGUUAAAACUGAAAGGAUGCUCUUUACACCAAAAUCAAUUGUCAAGUUUUUAAAACUGUGUUGUAGUUUGAUGCAGCAUUGAUCUAUCCUGCCUGUGAAACCUCUAUGCUUUCUGCUCUUUGAUGCAGUUAAGCCAGGUUUGCCUUAAAUAAUUAUAAAUGUUCUUUGUCUCAUAAGUGUUUUUUUUCCUGAGAUGUAAAAGCAACCACAUCAGAAUAUGUAUACUGUGUAAUGUAUCAACUUUCUAAGCAGAUUCCUUUUUAAAAGUGCUGCUGGUUUUAUUUCAGCCCUGAAAUUUCAAGACGUUUGUCACUUGUACUCUUUAAUAUAGAUGUUUGAACUAUUUUAAUAAAAUUUUUAAAGUUC